Molecule: messenger RNA, 3311 nt
Organism: Microcebus murinus (gray mouse lemur)
Lineage: Eukaryota; Metazoa; Chordata; Mammalia; Primates; Cheirogaleidae
Gene: RAP1GAP
Product: RAP1 GTPase activating protein
Biological process (GO): regulation of small GTPase mediated signal transduction
Cellular component (GO): membrane; cytoplasm
Molecular function (GO): GTPase activator activity
Source: RefSeq, a predicted model, not a curated record
GAACUGCGGCGGCGGCGGCGACCGCGUCCGAGCAGAGCUGCAGCGGCUGCCGCGGGCACCGGAGUGCCGAGCCCAGGACGCCCCCAGCCCAGGCCCGCGGGGUGGACAAGUCCUUCACCCCUCGCCAGAGUGUAUGGAGGAGUGAUGGGCAGAACCAGCGCUUCCCUCAGGCACUAGACCUGUCUCGGGUGGACUUAGUUCCCUCCUAUCCUGCUUCACGCCACCCCAAGAACACAGAUCUGUUUGAGAUGAUUGAAAAGAUGCAGGGAAGCAGGAUGGAUGAACAGCGAUGCUCCUUCCCACCGCCCCUCAAAACGGAGGAGGACUACAUUCCUUACCCGAGCGUCCACGAGGUCCUGGGGCGAGAAGGGCCCUUCCCCCUCAUCCUGCUGCCCCAGUUUGGGGGCUACUGGAUUGAAGGCACCAACCACGAAAUCACCAGCAUCCCUGAGACAGAGCCACUGCAGUCGCCCACGACCAAGGUGAAGCUUGAGUGCAACCCCACAGCCCGCAUCUACCGGAAGCACUUUCUUGGCAAGGAGCAUUUCAAUUACUACUCACUGGACACUGCCCUUGGCCACCUUGUCUUCUCGCUCAAGUAUGAUGUCAUCGGGGACCAAGAGCACCUGCGGCUGCUGCUCAGGACCAAGUGCCGGACGUACCACGAUGUCAUCCCCAUCUCCUGCCUCACCGAGUUCCCCAACGUGGUCCAGAUGGCAAAGCUGGUAUGCGAAGAUGUCAACGUGGAUCGGUUCUAUCCUGUGCUCUACCCCAAGGCUUCCCGGCUCAUCGUCACCUUUGACGAGCAUGUUAUCAGCAAUAACUUCAAGUUCGGUGUCAUUUAUCAGAAGCUUGGGCAGACCUCCGAGGAAGAACUCUUCAGCACCAAUGAGGAAAGUCCUGCCUUCGUGGAGUUCCUCGAAUUUCUUGGCCAGAAGGUCAAACUGCAGGACUUUAAGGGGUUUCGAGGAGGCCUGGACGUGACCCACGGGCAGACGGGGACCGAGUCUGUGUACUGCAACUUCCGCAACAAGGAGAUCAUGUUUCACGUGUCCACCAAGCUGCCCUACACAGAAGGGGACGCCCAGCAGUUGCAGCGGAAGCGGCACAUUGGCAAUGACAUCGUAGCCGUGGUCUUCCAGGACGAGAACACUCCCUUCGUGCCCGACAUGAUCGCAUCCAACUUCCUGCACGCUUACGUGGUGGUGCAGGCCGAGGGUGGGGGCCCUGAUGGCCCCCUCUACAAGGUCUCUGUCACGGCGAGAGAUGACGUGCCCUUCUUUGGGCCCCCCCUCCCGGACCCCGCUGUGUUCAGGAAGGGGCCUGAGUUCCAGGAGUUUUUGCUGACAAAACUGAUCAAUGCCGAAUACGCCUGCUACAAGGCGGAGAAGUUUGCCAAACUGGAGGAGCGGACGCGAGCCGCCCUUCUGGAGACGCUCUAUGAGGAGCUGCACAUCCACAGCCAGUCCAUGAUGGGGCUAGGCGGCGACGAGGACAAGAUGGAGAAUGGCGGUGGCGGAGGUGGCUUCUUCGAGUCUUUCAAGCGGGUCAUCCGGAGCCGCAGCCAGUCCAUGGAUGCCAUGGGGCUAAGCAACAAGAAGCCCAACACCGUGUCCACCAGCCACAGUGGAAGCUUCACACCCAACAACCCUGACCUGGCCAAGGCCACUGGACUAUCACUAAUUGUCCCCGGGAAGAGCCCCACGAGGAAGAAGUCGGGCCCAUUUGGCUCCCGCCGCAGCAGCGCCAUCGGCAUCGAGAACAUUCAGGAGGUGCAGGAGAAGAGGGAGAGCCCUCCGGCUGGCCAGAAGACCCCAGACAGCGGGCACGUCUCACAGGAGCCCAAAUCGGAGAACUCAUCCACUCAGAGCUCCCCAGAGAUGCCCACGACCAAGAACAGAGCGGAGACGGCAGCCCAGAGAGCAGAAGUGCUGAAGGACUUCUCCCGCUCCUCGUCCAGUGCCAGCAGCUUCGCCAGCGUGGUGGAGGAGACGGAGGGCGUGGACGGGGAGGACACCGGCCUGGAGAGCGUCUCGUCCUCAGGAACGCCCCACAAGCGGGACUCCUUCAUCUAUAGCACGUGGCUGGAGGACAGCGUCAGCACCACCAGCGGGGGCAGCUCCCCAGGCCCCUCGCGGUCACCCCACCCAGAUGCCGGCAAGUCAGGGGACCCUGCGUGUCCCGAGAUCAAGAUCCAGUUGGAAGCGUCUGAGCAGCACACGCCCCAGCUGGGAUGUUAGCCAGGCUGCCCCCCUGAAGGUGACACUGAGCAGCUGAGGCAGCAGAAGCACAAGGCGAAGAUGCUGUGUCAAGUCCAGGCAGACGGAACCUCUGCCCCCAAGGCCGACACCAGCCUGCGGGCUGCCCCUGCCUCCCUCACCUCCCCUAGGCCACCCAUCUGGGCUGUCUCUGCAGGGCGGAGCCAUCCGGACCUGGGACUGGGGAAGCUGCUGGCAUCAUCCCCAUCCCCCAGGCUGGGGGUCCGGGAUAGGGCGGGGAUUGGUCAGUUGCAAUAGGCCCGCAGGCCUGGCUUGCCCCCACCCUGGGCCUCCAUGACCCCUGAGUGUCCCUCUGGACUGAGGGGGAGCAAGGUGGGAGAGGGAUUGAGAUAGCUCAGAGCACAGAGCAUAGAGGCAGUGGGGGUGAGUGUGGGGGUGAGCACUGGGCUGGGAGUCUUGAGUCCUGGCUUCUGGUUUGGAUUCUGCUGUGUGACUCUGGGCAAGUCACUCUGCCUCUGUGGACGCCUCUGCUGCAAAUGGACAAGAUGAUUUCAGAGGUCACUGAAGACUGUGAUUCCAUGCCCCUGUCCCAAAGGGGGGGAUUGUCCCCCCAGGGACCUCCCGUCACCCUACCCUGCUUAUUGAGGUCCUUGGGGCCCCUGGUGGGCUAAAGGGCAGGGAGCUGGCUGUGACCAUUGCCUCUCCUGGACCCUUGGGCUCUACCACAGAUCUGCCAACGCCCUGUCCACUGCCUACAUGUGACAGACAAGUGACCCCUUAUGGGGGAAUAGGGACCUACCUGGCUUCUUGGCCAGCACCCAGCUUAACCCCUGCCACCCCAUGCUCCUGGGCACUGCAGGCCGGGGGCCUCAGCUGGCCUAGAGUCGCAGGCCUUGCCCCCCCCCACUGCCAUGGAGGGGGCAGCCAGGCACGGCUGCUGGGAGUCCGGGUUCCUGUGUGUGUCUGUCCACACUUUUUAGGCGCCACGCCAAAGGCCAGCCUCCCGGCCCCAACACCCAUUUUGGAAGCCCCUGUGGCUGUGUGUAUGUCAGUAACAGUUGUACAAAAUAAAUUCUAUUUAUCGCUAUUGUA